Trichophyton rubrum CBS 118892 is the source of this 1254-nucleotide messenger RNA. RefSeq lists its product as uncharacterized. Bases 1 to 1254 code for a protein of 417 amino acids. The transcript has a single exon. The record is from RefSeq and is a predicted model, not a curated record. Lineage: Eukaryota; Fungi; Ascomycota; Eurotiomycetes; Onygenales; Arthrodermataceae. Gene Ontology annotation, molecular function: FAD binding.
AUGGUGAUACCAAGAGAGGACAACUUAGUCCGCCUCUACACCCAGAUAUCCUCACCCGAGGAUGCUGACUGGGACCCUAAGCAGACAGCUACCCUCCAGCAAGCGCAAGACUCCAUCAAAAAGGCCCUAAAGCCAUACAACAUCUCCUGGGAUACAGUUGACUGGUAUUCCACCUACCCCAUAGGUCAAGUUUUAGCAGACUCAUACAGUUUGGAUCAGCGUAUCUUCAUUGGGGGAGAUGCAUGCCAUACUCACAGUGUAGGUUACCCCAGCCAGUCUAAAUUUAACGCUAUUGGUAUAUUGUCUAACCAAUCUCCUCACCAGCCAAAAGCCGGUCAGGGAAUGAAUGCUGGAUUUCACGAUGCCCUAAAUCUAGCAUGGAAGAUCCAUGCAGUCGAGGCUGGAUUUGCCGAUCGCUCGAUCCUUGAAUCUUAUGAAGCGGAACGGAGAUACAUCGCUCUGCAGCUGCUUGAUUUUGAUGCCAAAUACGCGAAGUUAUUUUCCCAGAGAUUAUCUACAAAAGACCCCAACCUACCCGAGAGCAAGGUGUUUACCAAAUUGCACAAAGCUGCCGCGGAAUUCACAAGCGGUUACGGCAUCAUAUACCCCCCGAAUGACUUUAAUUGGCAUCCGAAUCAUAGAGCCAAAUCACCGCUUUUCAUCUCCGAAGGAAAGGGACUCAAGCCUGGCCGUUGCUUUCCACCGGCUACCGUCACUCGUCUAGUUGAUUCUAAUCCCGUGCAUCUGGAACAGGAAAUUCCCUUGAACGGUUCAUUUCGGAUAUUGAUCUUUGCCGGGAGCCUGGACAAAUCCAGAACUGCUCUGGCUGAUUUCUGCCAACACAUGGAAAAACCUUCGAGCUUCUAUUCUUUGUUUGCGACACCCGAGCAUUACCCAGACCCGUACUUUGAGAAGCAUAAUCCUCAUUCCAGAUUCUUCACCCUUGCAGCUGUAUUCAUGGAAGAAAAGGAUAACGUUGAUAUCUCCACUCUUCCACGGCUUCUCAAAACGUACAAUCAUCAUAUCUACGCCGAUGACCUCGUUCAUAAGAGGAAUACUCGUCCGAUGGGCUCGGUCCAUAGGAUGCUUGGCUUUGACACUAACAGGCCCGGUGUUGUAGUCAUACGCCCUGACGGACAUGUUUCCUGUAUUGUCAUGUUGGAGGAAGGAAGCGGAACGGUUGAUGCCUUGAACAAGUAUUUUGGCACAUUCACAUCGAAGGUGGCCAGCGGAUUAACGAUUUCACGACUAUGA